This is a messenger RNA of Pteronotus mesoamericanus, 1265 nucleotides long. RefSeq names its product lactamase beta 2 (gene LACTB2). Bases 86 to 952 code for a protein of 288 amino acids. The record is from RefSeq and is a predicted model, not a curated record. Gene Ontology annotation, cellular component: mitochondrial matrix. Gene Ontology annotation, molecular function: RNA endonuclease activity; single-stranded RNA binding. NCBI's taxonomy places the organism in Eukaryota, Metazoa, Chordata, Mammalia, Chiroptera, Mormoopidae. The transcript is spliced from 8 exons.
GACGGCUGGUUCCGCCCCGGCCUACUGAAGAGCUCUGCGCUCUGGUCACAACGGAAGCUACGCGGCUACGGUGGCUUAGGCGGAGAUGGCAGCCACCUUGCAGCUCGUCGAACGCCUAUCCAGUCGGGUGGUGCGCGUCCUGGGCUGUAACCCAGGUCCCAUGACCCUGCAGGGCACCAACACCUACCUGAUAGGGACUGGCCCCAGGAGAAUCCUCCUUGACACUGGAGAACCAGCAGUUCCAGAAUAUAUCACCUGUUUAAAGCAGGCUCUGAACGAAUUUAACACAGCAAUCCAGGAAAUCGUAGUGACUCACUGGCAUCGUGAUCAUUCUGGAGGCAUAGAAAAUAUUUGUAAAAACAUUGAGAAUGACACCACAUACUGCAUUAAAAAACUCCCACGGAAUCCUCAGAGAGAAGAAGUUAUCGGAGAUGGAGAGCAGCGCUAUGUUUAUGUAAAAGAUGGAGAUGUGAUUAAGACUGAGGGUGCCACUCUGAGAGUUAUAUACACACCUGGCCACACCGAUGAUCAUAUGGCUCUACUUUUAGAGGAAGAAAAUGCUCUCUUUUCUGGAGAUUGCAUCCUAGGGGAAGGAACAACUGUAUUUGAGGACCUCUAUGAUUACAUGAACUCCCUAAAAAAGUUACUGAAAAUCAAAGCUGGUAUUAUAUAUCCAGGACAUGGCCCAGUCAUCCAUAACGCUGAAGCUAAAAUUCAAGAAUACAUUUCUCACAGAAACACUCGAGAAAAGCAAAUUCUUACAAUAUUUCAUGACAAUUUUGAAAAAUCAUUUACAGUAAUGGAGCUUGUAAAAAUUAUUUACAAGAAUACUCCUGAGUCUUUACAUAGGAUAGCUGAACAAAAUCUCUUGCUUCAUUUGAAAAAAUUAGAAAAAGAUGGAAUGAUAUUCAGCAACAACGAUCCUAACAAGAAAUGGAAAGCUCAUCUUUAGUUUCAGAGUAAUGGAAGUUUUGUUGUUUUUUUAGAAAAUGGAACUCUCCAUUUGCCUGUCUCCCAAAGUCCAAACAUCAGUGUGAAGAAACUCAGUACAUCUAAAACCAAACUCUUGCCCUGGCUGGAGUGACUCAGUGGAUUGAGUGCCAGCCAGUGAACCAAAGGUUGGCCAGUUCGAUUUCCAGUCACGGCACGUGCCUGGGUUGCAGGCCAGGUCCCCGGUGCGGGGGUCGGGCACACAAGAGGCAACCACACAUUGAUGUUUCUCUCCCUCCCUUUCUCCCUCCCUUCCUGUCUUUCUGAAAGUAAAU